UAUUUUUUUAACCUAUAAAUGACCCGGCCAAUGUUCGAGGGAAAAAUGUUUCCCCAAAACACAAUAUUUUGUCCGACACGGUGCUCAAUAAAAUAAGAUUUGAGUUUUUGAGCUUCUGCACAUUUCUAUGAACCAAAUUUUAUUUUCCACUGCAAUUUAAAUCCAAAUGUAAUUGUAUCACAUAUACAAACAUAAAACAAGUAAUCUCCAUAAUAGAAUAUAUUAAAAAAAAAGCAAUAAACUACUGAUGAUCAUAGUAGGAAACAAAUAUUAAUCUGUUGUUGUUGUUUUGUUUCUAUUUAUUUUUCUUCUCGAGUUCAUCCAUUAGCGUCUAGGAGACCGUCACCGCCUAUCACGGUACGAACAAACAAGCGAACCCACGUUAGUUGCUCCACUCGCGUGCGGUUGAAAUCCCACGUCAGUCAGAGAUCGACUUGCGGCUCGUGUCUGGAUUUUACCUAAGGUCACAGUCAACAACCCCGUGGCCUCGUUUCUUUUUCUUUUCCGGUAACAAUUCUGUGGCGAGCCCAAAAUGGUGUUCCUGACGUUGUCCAACUGGAUUCGAAGCCGCGGACCGGACAGAUACUGGAAGGUUCAAGAACUUCUCAAGCAUGCACGGCAUUUCAGAGGCAGAAAGAACCGCUGUUACAGUCUGGCCGUGCGGGCUGUCAGGAGGGCUUUUGUCUACGCCACUAAAGGACGCAAGCUGAAGAAACGCAACAUGAGAACGCUGUGGAUCACACGCAUUGCUGCGGCGUCCCGAGAGCACGGCAUGAAGUAUCCUGUCCUCAUGGGCAACCUAGUAAAGAGCAGCGUUCAGCUCAACCGACGGGUUAUCAGCGACCUGGCCAUCACGGAGCCCAGGUCCUUCCUCGCCCUCGCCAAGCUGGCCCGGGCCCGGCAGCGAGAAGGCUUCAGCGCGGCGCUGGGUGACGGCAAAGAACCUCCCGGCGUCUUCUCCCGCGUUGUUGUGCAACAGUAGUGGACGCGCUACUGGCCUCAGCGUCGCGCAGACCUUCAUAUAAUAUUUUGUUUUCUUUUCGCAUUUGUUCUUUACUGUGUAAAGGGGUUAGAAAGCUUUGUUUUGUACAUAUCAAUAAUAUAAGCGUAUUAUUGUAAAACGACAAGACACGGUGAUUUUCUAACUCUUAUGAAGCCGCCACACCGCCACAAUUACAGUUUGGAAUGAUUUCAUGUUAAAAUAAUAUGUCAACAGAUUAUAUUACAAUUACAUUCAAUUCCUCUACAUAGGAUUAAUUUGCAAUGCCCGGUCAUCAUUUUUUUUUUUUCCUUUGUGUAAAUAUUUAUUUCUCAUUGUGUGAUUCUCCUGAAUGUUUAGUAAUUAAAAAUUUGAUAUACUUGA
This is a messenger RNA of Syngnathoides biaculeatus (alligator pipefish), 1363 nucleotides long. It is a transcript of the gene mrpl20, whose product is annotated as mitochondrial ribosomal protein L20. The record is from RefSeq and is a predicted model, not a curated record. Bases 533 to 982 code for a protein of 149 amino acids. Gene Ontology annotation, cellular component: ribosome. The transcript is spliced from 4 exons. Gene Ontology annotation, molecular function: structural constituent of ribosome; rRNA binding. Lineage: Eukaryota; Metazoa; Chordata; Actinopteri; Syngnathiformes; Syngnathidae. Gene Ontology annotation, biological process: ribosomal large subunit assembly; translation.